Setaria italica (foxtail millet) is the source of this 986-nucleotide messenger RNA. RefSeq names its product probable glutathione S-transferase. Gene Ontology annotation, cellular component: cytoplasm. The transcript has 2 exons. Gene Ontology annotation, biological process: glutathione metabolic process. The record is from RefSeq and is a predicted model, not a curated record. Gene Ontology annotation, molecular function: glutathione transferase activity. The coding region runs from base 120 to 800 and encodes 226 amino acids. Lineage: Eukaryota; Viridiplantae; Streptophyta; Magnoliopsida; Poales; Poaceae.
UAGAGUUUGGUCCUUCUUGGAGAAGAAGAAGCAGCAUAACGUUCAGCAAUAUAAGCAGAGUAGAAGACACAACCAUUUGUGCACAGCCAAGGGAGAACAAGCUAGAAAGCAAACCAAAGAUGUCUCCACCGGUAAAGCUCAUCGGCGCAUUCGGCAGCCCAUUUGUGCACCGCGCUGAGGCGGCCCUUCGGCUCAAGGGCGUGCCUUACGAGCUCAUCCAAGAGGACAUGAAAAACAAGAGCGAGCUGCUGCUGCAGCACAACCCCAUCCACAAGAAGGUGCCCGUGCUCCUGCACGGUGAUCGCGCCGUCUGCGAGUCCCUCCUCAUCGUGGAGUACGUCGACGAGGCCUUCGACGGGCCGCCCCUCCUGCCCAGCGACCCCAUCGGCCGCGCCACCGCACGUUUCUGGGCUCAUUUCAUGGAUCAGAAGUUGCGGAGGCCGUUGGUUCUGUCGUUCUGCACGGAGGGCGAGAUGCAGGAGGGGUUCAUCAAGGAGACGAAGGAGAACCUGGCGCUCCUGGAGGCGCAAAUUGAUGGCAAGAGGUUCUUCGGAGGCGACUCGAUCGGCUACUUGGACAUAGCCCUCAGUGGAAUAUCUCACUGGAUGGGUGUGUUCGAGGAGGUGGCCGGCGUGAGCUUCAUGGGAGACGAGUACCCUGCUCUCCACCGCUGGGCCAAGGAGUACACUUCCGACGAAGCUGUGAAGCAGUGCUUGCCGAACAGGGAGCACCUCAGAGACCACUUCGCUGCAAAGAGAGACAAGAUCAAAAUGGUGGCCAUGGCGAUGCCGCAGCAGUAAUCUCGGUGUCGUGUUUAGGUGGGGUAGCGGUCAUGCUGGUGUAAUGGUGUUGCUUGAAUAAAAUGGUAGUGGACUGAUGAUUUGCUGGCUAGGGAUAUGUUGUCAUGCAUGUGUUGCGGACUUGUGGCCCUUAUCAGUGUAUUUCAAAAUUCAGAGAAUGAAUGUACACGCACAUAUUUUGGCACA